CUUGCAAUUGUGGGAUAUUUAUUUUCCGCCACGGUAUAUUUAUGCAGUCAGAGUCAAUUGCUUAUCUUUUCUUUGCGAAAAGUUUAACAAAUAUGUCUUCUACUGCUGUUCAAUGUGCUUAUAUUGGGUUAGGUGCCAUGGGCAAAAGUAUGGCCGGCCACAUAGCUCGAAAAAUCACUUCAUUGAAUUAUCCACCUCUUUUAGUAUACAAUCGUACACAAGCACGCGCUGAAGAUUUCCAGAAAGAAAAUCCUCAGAUAAGCAAAGCUGCUUCAUCACUUGAAGAAAUUGCUAAGAAGGCCGAUAUCAUCUUCUCCUGUUUACUCAAUGAUGCUGCUGUCCAAGAAACUGUCAAAGCUCUUAAGCCCCAUUUGAAAUCUGGUGCUAUUCUUGUUGAAUCUUCUACUAUUGCUCCCGCUAUUGCCCAAGAUUUGGCCAAGCAAUUAAAAGAGAAAGAUGUCACUUAUAUUGCUUGUCCCGUCAUGGGCCCACCUGUGAAAGCCGCUUCCGGCGAUUUAACUGUUUUAAUGGCUGGUGGAAAUCCUGAAACACGUGAGAAGGUUAAGUCUCUUCUAAUCCCCGUUAUUGGUAAGAAAGCGAUUGAGUUGGGAAUGGAUGAUGUCGCUGAGUCGUUACGACUUAAGUUGUGCGGUAACUAUUACAUUACUGGUUUGGUGGAAUUGAUUGCAGAAGGUAUGACAUUGGGUGAAGCAGCCGGUGUAGGUCAACAACAUGUCAAAGAAUUGUUGGAUUGUGUAUUUCCUAAUACGCUGUUGGGUGUCUAUGCUGGCCGUAUGUUAAAUAACACAUAUCGUGAUCAAGUUGCAUUCUCCAUGUCUGCUGCCAAGAAAGAUGUUAACCAUAUUAUGGAGAUGGCAAAGGAUGUGAAGGCGUCUGUCCCCAUUACCGAAGUGUUUUUGGACCACUUAAACCAAGUGCAAGCAGAGCAAGGCGAUCUUGAUUUGUCUGCUGUCGUCGGAAAACUUAGACAAAAAGCCGGCCUCGACUUUGAUUUGAAAAAGCAGUAAUUACAUUAUGUUUGUAUAAUGAUCAAUUAUUUAAUAAAGCAUUUUAUCUUGCAUUGACACAGGCAUCAACCCCCUUCCCCACUUUUAUAAACAUCCGUACAAGGACA
Mycotypha africana is the source of this 1135-nucleotide messenger RNA. RefSeq lists its product as uncharacterized. Gene Ontology annotation, molecular function: NAD binding; oxidoreductase activity, acting on the CH-OH group of donors, NAD or NADP as acceptor; NADP binding. The coding region runs from base 42 to 1028 and encodes 328 amino acids. The transcript has 2 exons. The record is from RefSeq and is a predicted model, not a curated record. Lineage: Eukaryota; Fungi; Mucoromycota; Mucoromycetes; Mucorales; Mycotyphaceae.